Molecule: messenger RNA, 1747 nt
Organism: Acaromyces ingoldii
Lineage: Eukaryota; Fungi; Basidiomycota; Exobasidiomycetes; Exobasidiales; Cryptobasidiaceae
Exons: 2
Coding region: 414-1508 (364 amino acids)
Source: RefSeq, a predicted model, not a curated record
AUCCUCCCACAUCGUCGCCCUCACCACAUCCAGCACCACCAUCGGCCCCCCCUCUCGUCCGUCUGUUGCUUCCGCAGAACUUGGCGAACGUGUACACAUUCUAGCUCCGGACAAGACACUGCUCUCUCUCUUUCCUUUGACUCGUCUCGACACUCGUUUCCCGUGAUCCAAGUCCUCGAACAGGGGCACGCCCGAGGAGCGCCAUAGACAUCCCACCUUGCGCCCCUCCCACGACACCAACGACGACAACGGCCACGCCAUCGGCGUCCACAUUUGAAGCAGUCGUCCACCAGUGUUCUUUGCUUCUUUCUUUCCGGUAAAGGGGAGGCUCGCCGUUUCUUAAUCUAUUACACCGAACAUAUAAUCAAAAGAGGAAACACAAGGGACAAGACAGAGAUAGAGAGACACUCACAAUGUCGGCCGUCUACUCGAUCUACACGUCGCCGAACCAUGCGCCGAUACCCAACCACCUGCCUACGCUCAUCGUGACGCCGCAUGGCCAGCCGCAUCACACCCUCUAUUCCUACAUCCACACGUCUUUCAACCGGGAGACGUACCUUCUGACUCCCUCGCCCCAAGGCGACCUCUGCGUCGCCAAGAUGGUCCCGCCGCCCGGCUCGCGAGGUCCAGGCGGGCCAGGUCAGUCGGACCCAGGACACGCAUCGGACCCCAAUCGGGAUCGAUCGGUGCGGUGCGAGGCGUCGAGAAAUCUCAAGUGGUCCAUCACCAACACGGGCAUCCACGCUCCCGUGUACAAGCUCACACUCCCGAAUCCAGAUGCGCCAGGGCACGAGCAGCCGCUGUUCCAGAUCUCCAAGCCCAACCCAAACGCGACGUUCUGGACCAUGUUCUACUUUACAUAUGCCGGCCACCUGAUCCCACCGAAGCGAAUUGAGUUUGGCAAGAUCCAAAAGAAUGCCAGCGUGGGCAGCGGCGGCGGCGGAGGAACGAGGGUUAGCAUCACUGGCAAGUCACCAGAGGAGAAGGCGGUGUGGCAGACGCUGGGCGAAGGCAACGAGGACAUGGUCGAGUGGAUCGUCCUCUGCGCAGCACUCAAUCUUCUCGAUGAGGAGAUCAUCAAGGCGGCUGAAAAAGGAGGGUCAGCCGUGGCGGGGGCGCGGAAUCCAAACGCCCAAGCUGUGCCGUCAAGCCGACCUGGCGGUAUCGCAGGGGCAGCUCCGCCCGGGAGGGGACAGCAACCCCCAAUGCAGAUCCGGCAGAUGCCCGGCCCUCAGCCACAACCGUUCCAGCGUCCACCUCCCCCUGCAGGCUACAUGAAUGGCGGCGGCGGCGGCGGCGGCGGUGGAGGGACGCCGCCCGCGGGCUAUGGUCCCCCACCUGCGGGUUAUGCGCCCCAAGGAGGACGCUAUCCGCCAGGUAUGCCACCCCAGGGACAAAUGCCCAUGCAGCGACCGCCGCCGGGUGCCUACGGUCCGCCACCAGGACAAAUGCGAAUGCCACCGCCGCACCACCAGCAGCAACAGCAGAUGAAUUCUCGGAGGAUCUAAUCGGACCUUUCCUUUAUCCCUCUCCUUCUCUCUCCUCUCUCCUCUCUCCCUGUCAUCGCUCCUUUUCCCCUCUCCUCUCCUCUCUUCCGGUCUUUUCUCGUUCCAACUCUCUCUCUCUCUCACUCCCCUAUCGCCUGCCUUUGUCCCAGCCUCUUCAUGGCGGGAUCCCUUGUCACUUACUCUUCGCUUUUCCUUGUAUAGCUUCUUACAGCAGAGAAUGGCACGCUUUGACCAUCUUU